UUUUCUCUGCGCCAGCACUUUACACCGGGCCCCGUUCUGCGGCGCUGCUCCCGGCUCCAGUCCGCACUUUGACCCAGAGGAUAUCCUGCGCUUCCCAGCGUUCGGAGCGCCAGUGCGCCGUAGCAGUCGCGGGACGACAGACCUCUGCAGCUUUAUGCGCGUUUAUCGAACUAAAACGAGAAGUUUUUUGCACUUUUACAAAGAAGAUCAGCACGCAGCGGGCGGAUUAACGUACGAGUUCCAGAAUGAUGGAAGAGGUCAAAGAGGGGGCAUCUGCCCUGAGCGUGCACGGCCAUAACGUCAAGGUCACGGAGGCGCUGAAAGACGGGGACGCGCUCACGUUCCUGAUUGUGUCUGAAAAGCUCUCUGGGACCGGGGAGUACCACGUGCACCGGACCUACGAGGACCUGGAGUGGCUGCAGCACAACCUGUUCUCCCAGGAGGAUGUUCCCGGGAUACAGGGCGUCAUAUUUCCUCCUCUCCCUGCAAGGCCUCAGGUGAACCCACCAGCCAAGGCUGUGAAACAGCUCGGCGUCCUGGCUUUAGGAGAGUGGCAGCCGUACUGUAGAGCGCUGGAAACGUUUCUGCAGCAGGUGGCGUCACACGGCACGCUCUGCAAGAACAAAGCCGUGGAGACUUUCCUCACCGACGCGGACCCUCCAGGGAAACAAAGAGCAAGGCGAAACCUUUUCAACCGGCUGAGCCAAGCUGUGGAGGAGCUGAGGAAAGAAGGCCACAAGGACGUGGACGAGUUCUUCCACGCGGAACGGGGCCGCAACGCCGUGGCGACGGGCGGCGCCAAGAACGCGGCCGAGAGGUUCCUGGACGUGGUGCUGACUCAGCAAAAAAUAGCCGUGGCCUGUGGGCACUUCUCAGCCGCUCUGCAUCUCUGUGUUGAACCUGGGGAGGAUCCGGACAAACAGGCGUUCUCUAAGCUUUGUGUGAAGCUAUCAGAAGUCUUUGAGUCUAUGAAGAAGAACAUGAUGAAUGUGGCUGAGAACAACGUGAACACGCUCGGGCUCGGCCUGGACCUGGAGUCACGCUACCAAGAGGCGGAAAGGGAGAUGCUCUUCAGACGGACCUGUAAAAUGGUGGAGGUGGAGAACGCCAGGAGGAACGCAGAGAGGGCCAAACCCGUGAAGAAGGCCGCUAUGGAGGAGGUGAAGAGAGCGACGGAGGAUGAGUUCGGUCACAUCAGCAAAGUGGCUAAAGACGAGGUCGCUCGUUUCCAGGGGAGCCGCGUGCAGAUGCUGCAGCGGGCGCUGGUCCGCUGGUGCGAGCAGCAGCUCCUCACGGCCAGACAGAGCGCCGAGCAGCUCAGCCAGCACCUGCAGGCCGUCCGAGCCCUGGGCCCGCGACCCGCGUAGCUCCGCCGCCACCGGAGCGCCCUCAGCGCGUUUAACGACGGCGACCCAGCGCGUCCUUCUGUCCUUUGUGAGAUUUAAAUGUCCCCUUUACUCACAGCAUCACUGUAACGUGCACUCGCUCUCCCCUCAGUCACACUCUGAUGAACAAGGCCCCAGUUGUAAUAAUGGUUUGAGAUCUGAGCGGGAACACUUGUCUGCCCAGGUCGUGUGUGUGUGUGUGUGUGUGUGUGUGUGUGUGUGUGUGUGUGUGUGUGUGUGCGCGUGCGUGCGUGCGUGCGUGCGAGUGUGUGUGCGUGCGUGCGAGCGUGCGUGCGUGCGAGUGUGCGUGCGUGCGCGCGUGAGAUUUUUUUGCUGAGAGAGUUUGUGCUGCUCUCGAGCCACUACAUCAGCUGGGGUCACACAACUAAAGUGUGAUGAAUUGAUUCCCAAAGUACCUGCUUUCUUUUGUGUGUUUCUUAGUCCUGAAUCAUUAAUCAGAUAGUUUGACUGCUCCUGCAAGGACGCGGAGGCAAGGACACGGUGCCCGGCUCUUUGUGCGGCUUUUCAAACUAUUAACGUCCGUAAAUCAGCUCGGAAGCAGUGAUUUUUAUUUUUCAUACAACUCCAUUAAACCUUUAGCGACAUCUAACAUAAAAGGCGAGAUACUGGAGUGAGACGAACUAAUAAAACGAUAAGUCAGA
Molecule: messenger RNA, 2047 nt
Organism: Betta splendens (Siamese fighting fish)
Lineage: Eukaryota; Metazoa; Chordata; Actinopteri; Anabantiformes; Osphronemidae
Product: sorting nexin-32
Exons: 14
Coding region: 246-1367 (373 amino acids)
Molecular function (GO): phosphatidylinositol binding
Source: RefSeq, a predicted model, not a curated record